Molecule: messenger RNA, 7431 nt
Organism: Heterotrigona itama
Lineage: Eukaryota; Metazoa; Arthropoda; Insecta; Hymenoptera; Apidae
Source: the annotation of a GenBank genome assembly
AUGUCGUUUAAAGCUACCACGCUUUAUUACACUGAGAAAAAAAUAGCUGUGUUUAAUAGAGCGUAUCAACUCCUUGGUUUCUACUGAAUUAAAGUAUACAACGAUGUAUUAUUCAUAUUGUUUCUAUAGAUUUCAAUUAAUAGAAUCAAAAUAUGUUAUAUCGUAGCAGGAGGUAAGAUGAAAAUCGUACAUGAUUCUUUAUCUAAAAAAAAAAAAAAAUUAAAAGUUUGAGAUUAUAAAUCGAUUAAUCGAUUGUUAAAUAGGAGUUUGUACACGUAUUUAAUGUUGAUAUCAACCGUCUAUAAUUACAAGAGUAGUUUGCGAUUAAAACUGUUGGUGCAUGUACUUAAUUGCACUAUUGUCCCCAUUAUAAUGUAAUUAACACCGAUAUAGGACUCGAGGUAAAGUAUUCUUUCAUAUGGAUUAUGGGUUAACCUCAUAAGGAGGUUACCUUUCGUGAUAGUAUUUCAUGAAAUUCGUAAUGUGAAUUGAAGAACAUAAUUUGAUCAAUUUGCAUAUUUGCACAUUGAAUUUUUUUCGAAAAUAUUAAGAUGAACCAAUGGCAAUAUAAUCAAUUAAUGAAAUAAUAAAUAUUUCAGGAAGGAUUAUAUACGUGUAUCUAUGCAUUGAGAAACGAAUGUGAUAAUAAAUCCAUCACUCACUUUGAUGGCGAGAGUGCGUUAUUGUUGUCCAAUCAAAGGAAUGAAAUCCUGUUAGAUUUCAAGCAACUACAAAGAACCUAAAUGACGUUGAUUGAUUAAUAACAUCCUAAUUUUUUAUUGGACGUUAUUUUUCCAACAUUAAACUUGUCCUGUUUGAUCGACAUCAAGAAUUAUUCAUAUUAACAAUUACUUAAAGUUUUCCUUUGAAACUUUAACUCUUUCUGAACAUUUUUUAAUAUAAAAGAAAUAGAUUAGUAUAAAAACAUUCGCUCUAUAAAUAUCGUAUUGUUUUUAGUAAGCUUUAAAGGAGAAUAUAUAAAACGUUUGCAAUGUAAAACUGUAUUGAUUUCAUAAAUUAAUUGCCAAUUAUUUUACAUUUAUUCUCUUUUAAUAUUUAUAAUAACUUAAUUCUCAAAAAAAAAAAAAAGUAAUCAGUAGUUUCCGAAUCGAAAGUAACCUUUAAUAUUUUUUUACAGAAAUCAAUAUUCGGAAAAGAGGGACAAUUUCUAUAUAUAACGUGACAUCUUUAUAUUUUCACGCGACAGGGGAGAAAGUCCCAUUCACAUAUUUGAAUCAGUUGGAACCAGGUCAAACAGAAGAGAUACACAGUGUUCACGCUUUGUUUUCAAUUAUUACGACGAAUUACGAGGUAAUCUUCGUCUUUUCUCCAGAGCACACGUUAUACGAAUAUGUAGGUGCUCCUAUACUUCCUAGAGUUGCUAGGAAUUGCAGAAGACGAUGAGACCAGAAUUCACGAUGCUUGUGCGAUUACUCGCGGGUGUAAAUACGUUUCCCACUUUCUCUACGAAUCAUACUCUCUUCUUGCAGUUCGUACGAACAUAUACGAUUCUUGUCUUUCAUUCCUGAAACGAUUUGAUCGAUUCUAAUUCUAACGAAAUGAGCAUGAACAAUGCAUUGCAGAAUUGGAGUGCAAGCACACUGUUUUCUAGAAAAAAUGUUUCUUUGACAAUAGUUUGAUAAUACGUAUUUAAAAUUUUUACAUGUCAGUACGUUUGAAGAAGCAAUUAGUUUUGAAUAUAUAAAAAGAAUAUAUGAAUAUAUAUUCAGUUGAAAAUAAUUACUGAAAGUUACAGCGUUCUAUCUUUUAAUAAUUAUAUGAUUUAUGAUUAUUGGGAAAGGUAUAAAAUAGGGGAAGAAUAAUGAACAUACAAAAUCUAAAUAUAUCCUGACUAAAGUCUAAAUUCUAUUUAAUUGAUUCAUGAAAUCUUCACGUCCCAUUUCUUUGAACAUUUACUAUAUUUGGAAUAAAUACGAUUAAAGAAUGAUUAUAUUUUUCUGACCUUGAUAAAUUCAUUCUUGAUACAAAUAAAACAUAUCUCGACUGAAUUCUUGAGUUCUAAUCACGAAAGCAAUGAAUAUAAUUAUUCAACUUUUUUACCUAUUUGGUUCAAAUGCAGAAUCUACGUUUCCAUUAUAACGAUUGGAUAAGGUGGUUUAGACUGAUUUUCAAUAGUGGCUCGAUAAGUCUAAUUGAUAGAACGAUAUAAUAAAUUUAUUAAACAUUGCAACAUAUUUCAUGAAACACCACACAGCUGUCCAUCAUUGUUCCAAGUGAAAGAAAGAAGAAAGUGUAAAGAUUGUCGCGGUUCGAUACGUUUCGUUGUUUUUGAACGAUUAUUUUCGAUAUCGACAGAAUCGAUGCAAUCAGCAAAAAGAUUACGAGUAUUGUGCAUUAUAAUCAAAGACGCGUUUUAUCACAAAGUCUCAUUACAUAAUAUUCGACUUCGGUGAAGUUGAAGAAAAAAUGAUUUCAACGCGUAUAAAUCGUACACGAUUUCAAUUAGACUGCUUUUCUAUCAAAAUUGCUUACUGUUCACUAUAUUAAGUGAAUUCGAACAAUAUAUUACUAUCAUGCAAAAAUAUCUAUACUAUAUUUGCUUUUAAUAAGAUUUAGUAAUUUAGUUUCAAAAUAAUUAUAAAAUUAUUUGCAUAAUUGAAAUAAAAUAAUGUGAAUAUAAUUGGCCAAUCUUUUUAAGUUUAUUUUGCAAAUUACAUAUAUUUAAAUUGAAUAGAUAUAUCAGUUGAUAAAGAUAGUUAAUUUAGUCGAUAAAUUGGUAGAUGAUUUAUUUACUAUGAUAAAAGAUAUUCAAAUCUGAAAUCUUUUAUAGAAAUUUAUUAUUUGCAAUUUGUAUAUAAGAAAAUACAAAAUGCUGCUAUCUUUUACUAAAACUUAAUUAAAGUAUUAAGAUAUUUAUCAGUAGUAGUGCAAUUUCAUUUGCAUGACAGGUUGGCAUUAAAAUAAAUUGUCAAUAAUUUAAUGUCUGCUCUCGAGUAGUUAACGUGGAGUUACCAGGUGCUACAUUGAUCAUUUCCUCUUCUUCUCUAGGUAACCGGCGUGAUCAAUGUUUUCACGUUUGUCCGCGUUUUCUCAGAAAUAGUUACCAAUUCAAUUACCAAUUACGUUAGACGGAAAAUUUUCUUGGUCCAAUGUGGUGCCAGCAUGUCUUAUUGUUCAUUCAACGAAGAUACAACAUGAUGAAAUUAAUAAUUAUUUCUCAAGAAUUUAAUUUGCAUUUUGAUGGCCCACAAGAAGUAUGUACAAGUCUUUUUGUAUACCUUUUACUAAUAAUGAAACGUAUUUAUCUGCACGUCAGAAUUAUCUACAUUUAUAACUAUAUAGUAUAUAUAACUAUAAUAUAAUAUAAAUACUGUAUAGUAUUUAUAACUAUCCAGCGAUGUACAGUUUGAUCGUGAUCUCCAGAUAAACAUUUUGUUAUGUUAAUGAACAGAUAAGAAACUUAAUUGUGUGCUUCACUUUCUACAUUUGCAUGAAGAAACUUUCAUUAUUUGCCAACUCUGUUAUUCAGUGUAAAAAUCUGGAAUUUAAUAUGAAAUUCUCACAUUAACAAUAUACAUGAUGGUGAAAAAUGUUCGGCGAUAUUUUCACCCUGUGAAACAAGGUUAACAAGUCAGUAAAAAUAAAAGAAGUUUAAAGGACGAUGCAUUUCGUUUGCCGUGUACAGUGUGCAGACCAUCUGCAUAAGUACCAUUUACGUGAGAACGAUGCUAAUAAGAAGCACGUAGAUUUUCGUGUGUUGGAUGAUUAACGAUGUCUAAAAUCAAGAAAGAACGAGGAAAAAUUUAUCUUUUUGUCCUGGCCAUCAUACGCAAUUGCACAAUAAUACAUGAAUGUUGUCCGAAAUGCAUAAUACAUAUGCAUGGACACGUGUGUCGAGUUUUAAUACUUUAGCCUUUCGGGUUAUUAUUUAACAUAAUGCUGAAAUAAUAUAAAACUGCAAGGCAUUUUUUUAGCCUAAAUUUGAUUAAGGCUAAAGAAUCUAAAUUCAAAGAAUUUAAAUCGAAGAAUUUUCUUGAUGACAAAACUUUGUAAAAAAAACGAAUGAGAUUAAUUUGUAAAAAAUGAAUUCCACUAUUUUGUAAAAAAUGAAUGAGAUUAAUUUAACUGUUACGUACAAUAUUGAUCCGUAAUGAAUAUCAAUGAUGUUAAUAUUUUUUAAAUGAGGUUUUUCAUUUUAGAUUGAAUAAUACUAAUUAAAUAUUAUUACAAAUAAAAAUACUAUUACAUACUAUACAAUUAAAUACUAUUACAAAUGAAAUUUCAUAUUUUAGUCACGCAAUUAAAUGUUUCAUUAUUAUUUUAUAUUUUAGAGGAAAUGUAAGAAGAUAUAUAAGCAAAAUUUCAUUCCUGAUGAUCUUUAAGAAAUUAUUCUUCCACACAUUGUUCCAAGAAAGACACACGUUCAUUUCGCCCAAGUGUAUAUUUUGUUAUUCUUUUUAUAUUAUUUAUUAGGUUUAUUCUGUAACCAUAUGAAGAACAGGUAGUCAUACGAUAAUAUUUUAUCUGUGGCCUUUAUGUAAAAAUAUUAAAUAUAUUAUAUCUGAGGCAUAUAAGACGUAAUUUUUCGCAUUAAUUAUAUUAACAACGUUUAUCUUCCUAUCUAUGUUUUGACGUAUGUACAUAAUUUAAACGUUAGAUGAUAAUGUAACUUAAUACGCGUGCGUUGCUGGCGUUUAUCUUUAACUUGACACAUACUCCAUAGCGAAAUGGCUGUGUUAAACAGAUAUCACCGCGUUUGCUAUUUAAAUUUAAUAUUACGUGGGUAUUCUAGCCUGUGUAUAUUCUGAGUUAUAUAUUAGUGACUUCAAUAAUAUAAAAUUGCUAAGGGAUUAACAUUGAAUUUUGGUAUUUGAAGUUUUCUCUGUUGACAAUCGGAAUAAAUAUUAAUUUUGGCGGGCAAACGACAAGAGAUAUUAAACUGCUAUUUCAGUAAAAUAGAGUUAAGAAUUAAAGUAAACGAAAAUGCUACUUGUCUCAGAAUAAUAUUUACUAAAUAUUUUAUAUCUUGAGGAUGGAGGAAAAUUAUUUUUUAAAUCGUCCGUUUUGAAUUCGUCGAGAUAAUUUAAACAACAAUUAACUCUGUAUUCAAUUAUCUGUAAAAUUUACAAAUCAACCAACUAUGUCACAAUAGAUGUCAAUUUCAAGAGUUUGCAGUUAAAUUGAACGUGAAUCAAAUGUGGCAUAAAGAAUUGCCGAAAAUUAGCGUACCGUUCGUCAGAAAAUAUCGGAGCUUCUCUUUGCCCAAAUAUGGAGUCGCUAGAUUGCAGAUGCGACUUCUCAAUGAGUUAACGACGUGAAAUUUCGAAAGUACUCAACCGUUGCUCGUAUGUUAAAUGGAUAUCGAUAAACAAAAGGCUUCGAACGCUUCCUUCUAUCCAUAAGUUUACGUUUUUAUCAUCUAUGCCGAUGGCCUUUCAUUCUGUUCACUGUCACGCAUACGCAUCCGUCCACCAUUAACCAACACUGUAAUAUGAACUUCCUCGGUUCUUCUGGCCGGUCAUUUCCUGUACAUAUACGUAUAUAUUACAUCGCCUCUACUUACGACGUACUCUCGUCUGUCGCACUAAGCUUAAUGUGAAAAAAAAAAAAAAUCACUUCUUCACCAAUCACUUCGUCUUUCUUUUAAUCAUACAAGAUUUGGAUCGUUAGUCUCUUAAUUGGAAAGGAUGAGUUAACUCGUCGCCGAAAUUGCCAAUAUCUUGAUCCCAUUAUGUAAUUCAAUUUGUUCGAAGAUCUCCAUCUUUUGCAAUGUCGUCUUCCUACUCUUUUGUUCUGUUUAUUUGUAUUUCUAUAGAAUUAUCCAAUUCUACGGUAUUUUGAUUUAAUUCAGAGCUUAUUAAUACAUGUAAAAUUCAUUAUACAUCGAUAUCAACUUGUUAAUUUUAUACACGAAUUUUAAUAAUUUUAAAUUGUACAAACUAAUUGUAUAAACUUAGAGAAUAAUUUAAUUAAUGUGCGUUGAAUUCUAUUCAAUUAAUACAGCAAAGUUCAGAUAAUUCGGUAAUUAAGGAAGAUAUUUAGUCGUUUUGAUAUUCGAGAUUAAUGGAAAAAAUAAAUGAGAAUUGAAGAAAAUUAAAUUAUUUACAGUUGAUGUGCCAUGUAAAUUUUCCACGUUGCUUGUUAACACGUUUGUUUCUCUUUCAUUUUCGAGAGAAAUGGAAAAUUUGUUAUUCAGGAGUUUACCGUUUCUGAAACUUCGCUUAGUCAGCGUGUUAGUUUAAUCGCGAUUGCAAGAAGAAGAAGAAGAAAAAAAAUACAAACCAUUGCAAAGCGCACGUGAUGCGUUACAAUUUAAGAGUUAGUGAAUGAACAGCGUUGAUUUGAUCGCGAUUCUUUACAUAAUUUCUAUUUUUCCUUCGCCUUAAAUAAUCAUUCAACAAUUGCUGAACGCGAUCUCUCGUACACGUUGCAUACAAAUGUAAAAGUGUAAGUUAUUAGUUUUAUAAUAGAAAUAGGAUUUUUGUAAAUGUAUGAUAACUUUGUGUUUUUUUAAGUUAAUAAUUUGGAAAAAAACCAAUUUACAUAAAUGUAAAUAUCCAUGUGUAUAAUGAUAUCCACGUAUGUAAUGUUAACGUAAAAUGUUAGUAGUUCAAUUUACAGUGGUAAAAAUAUAAAUGAAAAUGAUUGUAUAAUUAUUAUAUAUUUUGUUAAGAUAACAAAGUUUCUUUAAAUAUUGUCAAAAAGUAAGGACACGCAUUGUAAGGAUUGAUGUAACAUGGAUGUUCAUGUAAUUUUUUCAUUUAUUCAUUUGAUAUUUCACAAACAAUGUACGAUUUAUUCGCAGUCAAUGAGAGAUGAUUUUAUUCUUUCCAUAUUUUAUAAUGUAACAACUUCAAUACUUCUAUAACAACUUUAAUACUUUAAUAUAUAAUAUUCUGUAGAUUAAUUUGUAAACAAUACUACAUUGAUCACAUGAAAACAAUUAUCAUUCUAUGAUAAAUAAUUACAAAUACAAUUUUUUAUUUAAAUUUAUCUUAGAAUUUGCUAUUAUUUAGCUCAUCUUCUUACGAUAAAUGAACGUACGAAGUCGGCUAUUUGUUUCUUGAAAAUUGAUUAGUUUGGCUUCUGAGAAAUUCAAGUGACAAUAACGCAACAUCAUUUCUAACAAACAUAAUAUGGUCUCAGACGUUUAUAACACCAGUUCUUCGCGCCGCUAUCGCGCGACCGCGACUUACAUCUCGGCGAAGAGAAAAUGUUUAAUCGCCUUUCCCGAAAACCGGCGGUGCCUUUCCAAUUACAUACAUUUCGCCCUGCCCGGCGAAACAAGCCGCAAACUCGUAUGCAAGUCGCACAUACGCGCGUGAUAAAUAACCAUAUGUCCUUUAAAAGUACAACCAGUGAGAGUUCCACAUUCAAAAAACAUCACAGUCUCGUCUCCGUUGCAGGGCUCGUCCGUAUGUCUGUCAGAUUGAUGCAAUUUUGCCAAAGCAGGGGAAAAAACGGGAUACG